AUGCAACAUCACUCUGUGUCACUGACCAAGCCCCUCCCCCCCACGUCAAAGGGACCGACAUACAUAGAUAACACGCCUCCAAAGAGGUCCAUACACUCACAAUUCCCCCACACAGACGACACACUGAUGUCGAGAAGAUACUAAGCAAACGACCAUCCCACCACCCCCUAGAGGAACAAAAGGUACGGGGGAUGGGACAAGAGGACAUAGAGGAGGGAGGGGGGAAAGAAGGGGGAGAAAAAAAAAAAAGAAUAUAUAUACCCACAUGUCCCAGAUGAAACAACCCAGACAUAAUGAGUAGAAGACCCACAAUGCACACACCCUGAAGAGAUAUCCCCAAGCCCCCACUUUGACUACACGCAAAUUACCCUUACGGUACUUCCCCCCACCUGAUACCGACGACACCGAAAAGGCGCAACAAACAGGCAUAGUGCUGAUAACACAAUGGACACACAUCAAUGGCAUUAGUGAUGACUAUACAACACCUCAACUACAGUGGACGGACGCUACAACCCCAAAACGGAUAUACACUACACAAAUAACAGAUUCUUCCGACGAUACACAACCCUUCUCAAGUAUCAACUCCACAACCAACACCGCACAUACCACACAGGCACCACAGCCUAAACAGAUAGGGGCCCAGACACGCUACCCACCCCUUUCGGUGCGCACGCUUAAUACUACGGAGGCCGACUGGUACACCACCGGGAUAAAACCCGGGGUGCCCCCCCGACCGACACCGUAGGCACACGAACUCCCUCUCCGCGGAGAGGAUCGCCUCCUCACACUAUCACGACACGCGCACCACAUCUAUACUACUCUCCAACAUCCAAUUAAGAAACACACACCCCCACCACACGAACCAGACACGGUGCCUGACAUCACCGAAAGGCACUGAGCCUGAGCAGACGACUCCCCUAGACCACACAAGAGCAAAUACCAACACACCACAUACACCAGACACCCUACACGUGACCGCAGUCCAGCAACUCACCCGAACGCCCCCCCCCCGGCGCUCCUGACCCGGCCGUCGCGUCCGCCUCGAGCUAACCACCAGACGACGCAGGGACACCGAAUCACACCAAAACCCAGGAACCAAGCCACGGGCUCGGGCUUCCUCGGUCGACUCUCACGUACACAAGAGAGCGAGACUCGGACGAGAGACCCCGAUACCCGACAAGACAACACCGCUGCGCGGAGAUACGGGCAAGAUGGCAUACAGACCAGACCCAAUGAAAAUCAUCACACAAAAUUGCAGGGGACUGAAUCUCCCAGAACGCAGAACUAAUCUCCUGAGGGACCUUCAGAGAGAGAGGGUUGCAGUCGCUCUUCUCCAAGAAACUCACUUUCGGGAGGGAGCGGCCCCGGCACUCAAAAACAAACAAUACCCCACUAAUUACUUCAGCAACCACCCCACAGCGAAAAAGGCAGGGGUCGCGAUCCUUAUAGCAGCUCGUCUACAAUUCCAGGAACAGGAUCACCUUAUAGACCACAACGGCAGAUACGCCUUCGUAAAGGGGAAUAUCGCAGGGCGAUGCUACACGUUCGCGGCAAUCUACGUCCCCAAUAAUAACCAAUCUAGAUUCCUUAAGAACACACUAAAGGCACUAACAGACUUCACGGAAGGAACCCUGGUCACGGGAGGAGACUUCAAUGUCACACUAGAUCCUAAAGUAGACUCCUCAACGGGACACAGCAGCAUUCCACAGAGAGAAAUAAGAACCAUAAACCAUACUCUGAAAACACUGCGCCUGGUAGACUGUUGGCGAACGCUAAACCCAUUAGACAGAGAAUACACUCACUAUUCCAUAAUACACAAAAGAUAUUCCAGGAUAGACUUCUUAUUAUUGCAACAAGAAGCACUAAUAAGACUUAGGAGAGCAUCCAUACACACUGCAACAUGGUCGGAUCACGGACAAGUGUCGAUAGACCUCGAAUCUCCACUCAUAAGACCGACGAAAACGACGUGGAGACUCAACGACUCCCUCUUAACCGACCUUCCACUAAGGGCCCAAGUCACCGACACUCUACAGACAUAUUUCACCGAGAAUGAGACGGGAGACGUAUCAGAUAUGACAAUAUGGGAGGCACACAAAAGUGUACUCCGGGGCAAGCUCAUCCAAAUCGCGUCACAACGGAAAAAAGAGGCGGGCACACUUAUGUCAACCAUCCUGGACCGGAUCCGCUCCCUGGAAACACAACACAAACGCCAACAGGUGGAAGAUACCUACAGGGAACUAUUAGAGGAAAGAAGGAGACUACACGCACUACUACUCAAGAGACACCUGAGACAACUCCGCAGAUCUAAAGGGUUCUUCUACCUCCACGCAAACAAAGGAGGCAAACUCCUCGCACACAUGCUCAGGGGACAACAACACCCCUCACAAGUCCACAAAUUAAAAACAAGCAACGGCACUACUACCCAAAACCCGGAGAAAAUCGCCAAGGAAUUCUUCACUUACUACUCCUCACUUUACAGUACACACUCACAAAGCGACGAAGAAGGCAAGCGAAUCAAACAAGGUCGCAUGGAAUGCUUUCUGAGAGAACACCUACACACGACGGUGA
Molecule: messenger RNA, 2568 nt
Organism: Pelobates cultripes (western spadefoot toad)
Lineage: Eukaryota; Metazoa; Chordata; Amphibia; Anura; Pelobatidae
Source: the annotation of a GenBank genome assembly